Messenger RNA from Andrographis paniculata, 1104 nucleotides. Its product is annotated as protein GAMETE CELL DEFECTIVE 1, mitochondrial. The transcript has 3 exons. The coding region runs from base 26 to 979 and encodes 317 amino acids. NCBI's taxonomy places the organism in Eukaryota, Viridiplantae, Streptophyta, Magnoliopsida, Lamiales, Acanthaceae. The record is from RefSeq and is a predicted model, not a curated record.
AAGGAAAUUAGUUGGGGUGGAAAUCAUGAAGCUACUGUACAAGCUGAGCUCAGUCGUCGGAAACCCUCGGCGGAACCUAACGCCGGCGGCGGCCGCUAUCCGUUGUUUGUCGACUAAUCGAAGCGACAGAAACGGAAAAACUGGAGAGGAUGAGUGGAACGACGCAUGGGAAACGGCGUGGCUCCCGGAUGAUCUGUCUGGAAAAUCUCAUCGUGCUCCAUGGGAGUCCGAUGUCGCCUUCUCACUCCCCUCCACCGACCGGAAUCCUAAAGACACACUCUCCUCUGCGUCGGAGGAGUUGGACGCCGAGACUCAGGCUUUUGUAGCGGACAUGAAUGAGAACUGGGAUGAGAGGAGGGGGAAAUCGGUGAAAAGGGAGGCUGACAAAAGUGUAGGGGCGUCGACAUCUUCAACUUCAUCGCUUUACAGCUUGGAGAAUAUCAAGAGAGAUUAUAGACUGACGAAGCAGAAAAUUCACGCGGGGCUCUGGGCGAAGGAGAUCGAGAAAAUGGAGGAGGCUAAAUUGGGGAACUCUGUUUCAGGUGGUGAUGAUAUUGAGAAAUUGCUCGAUAGCGCUGCUGAGAUAUUUGAUUCUCCAAACGAAGAUUUGGGGGAAUCCAAGAUUACUAACUCUGACUUCAAAAACAAACCUGAUGGCUGGGAAACAACAUCGAAAACACCAGAUGGGAAUGUAUGGGACAUGACAAGGAAAGAAGAAGACAUCUUAGUUCAAGAAUUCGAACGUCGAAUGGCUUUCAACAAAUUCCAGAUUGCCAGCUUUAUAAAAACACACAUAUUUAGCCGGAGGAGACCAAUUGAUGGGUGGAAGUAUAUGAUAGAGGAAAUUGGCCCGAAUUCAAGGAAAGGGAAGGGAAGUGUUUCAAGAUUGCCCAGUGUAUCAGAUGAAUCAACUCAACCUUUUAGAGAGGAAAAGCCUCCAUUAGGUAGCACUUACUCAUCUUCCUUUAAAGGGCAGUGAAAUUGCAAGUUUUUCUCUAAUUUUGUGCGAUUAGUGAACAGCUGAAACAGAAGAUGUUUGAUAUGCCAACUUGCUUUUUAAUUCAGAUUUUGUAUACCUACCCAUGUCUACAUAACUUUUUAUAU